Desarmillaria tabescens is the source of this 681-nucleotide messenger RNA. Its product is annotated as glutamine amidotransferase subunit pdxT. The record is from RefSeq and is a predicted model, not a curated record. NCBI's taxonomy places the organism in Eukaryota, Fungi, Basidiomycota, Agaricomycetes, Agaricales, Physalacriaceae. Gene Ontology annotation, biological process: pyridoxine metabolic process; pyridoxal 5'-phosphate biosynthetic process. Bases 1 to 681 code for a protein of 226 amino acids. The transcript is spliced from 5 exons. Gene Ontology annotation, molecular function: glutaminase activity. Gene Ontology annotation, cellular component: cytosol; glutaminase complex.
AUGCGACCCAUUAAUGUUAAAAUCUUUACUGCAGCUUUGCAGGGAGCCUUCGCGGAGCAUCAGGCGGUCGUACACAGACUAUCUCUGCCCGUUCGCCCAGUAGUCGUGCUAGUCCGGACCCCCGAAGAAUUGGCCGUCUGCGAUGGUCUCAUUAUCCCCGGCGGAGAAUCUACUACUAUUGCACUUCUAGCACGCCUAUCAGGUCUUCUAGAUCCGUUGAGGGAAUUCGUGAAAACCAAACCUGUCUGGGGGACCUGUGCUGGCGCCAUUCUCCUCGCACAAUCAGUCGUUGGCGCGAAAAAGGGGGGACAGGAGCUGCUGCAAGGAAUAUCGAUAUCGAUUGCUCGAAAUGGCUGGGGGUCGCAAGUGGAGUCCUUCGAAGUGCCGUUAAGUGUCGAGGGAAUGAAAAAUUCAGAAACUCCGUUUAUUGGUGUUUUUAUACGAGCUCCGGUCGUCCUCGAACUUUCAUGUUCUCCUGAAGACAAGCCAAUACAAGUCCUCGCUCGAUUACCCGCAGAACUUUUACCCCCAGCUCUUUCAGGUCUGGACGACUCAGAUCCGAAGACCAUCGUGGCCCUUCGACAAGGCCGCCAUUUGCUCACAACCUUCCAUCCUGAACUGACCCCCGACGACCGUUUCCAUGACUACUUUGUCAGGCAUUGCGUGUUAGGCACCAUUUGA